GGCCUCGCGCGGGCCGUGCGGGUGUGAGGGCGGCGGGGGUGGGGUCAUGCCGGGCAGGAGGUCGGCCAAGGAGAAGAAGCGUCGCCGCUCGCGUUCUUGCUGUCCGGAGGGAGCCUCGGCGCCGGGCGGUAGCGAGAGGAAGCGGCGGAGCACCGAGUCCAGCCAUGGCGCCCUGGAGGAAGUAAAAUGCAAUGUACCAUCUGGAGAAAAAGUGGAAGAAGCUGAACAACCCAGUGAUAUAGAAGAAGGAGGAUUAGAUCUCAGCAUCUCACUCAAACCAGUCAGCUUCUACAUUGCAGACAAAAAAGAAAUGCUUCAACAGUGUUUCUGUAUCAUAGGGGAGAAAAAACUACAGAAGAUGCUGCCUGAUAUUUUAAAGAACUGUUCCAUGGAUGAAAUCAAAAGGCUUUGCUUGGAGCAGUUGGAGCUGUUAUCUGAAAAAAAACUGUUGAAGAUACUUGAAGGCAAGAUUGGAGCUGAUUCUGAUACUGACGAGGAGGCAGAUGGAGGAGACAAGACUGGAGGUGAAUCAGUCAGUCAGUAUUUAAUUGGAAGGAGUCAGCUACUGAAUGUCCUGCAAGAUCAAGUAGGCAUUCUUCCCAUCUCAUUCAAAAGACAGGACAACAGUAUAGACUCUACUUCUUCUCUGAGAGAAGACAACAAGCUAGAAGGUCAGGAAUCAAAACAAGGCAAGGGAGAAGAUAGUGAUGUCCUCAGCAUAAAUGCAGAUGCGUAUGAUAGUGACAUAGAAGGUCCAUGCAAUGAAGAAGAUGGCCCCGAUGUGCAAGAAAACACUGUCAGAAGUGGAGCCGGCCAGAUAGAUGACCUUCAGAAGGACAUUGAGAAAAGUGUGAAUGAGAUACUGGGGUUGGCAGAGUCCAGCCCAAAGGAGCCCAAAGCAGCAACCUUAGCCAUUCCUCCGUCAGAAGAUGUUCAGCCAUCAGCACAGCAGCUGGAGCUUCUGGAGCUUGAGAUGAGGGCCAGAGCUAUUAAGGCUCUGAUGAAGGCUGGAGACGUGAAAAAGCAACCCUGAGACUGUUUAGAUUUAAUUUUCAGUAUUUGUUUUGAAGGAUGUGAUGUCUGUUCUCUUCAGUGCUAAAGUAUAUUUGGGUUGAGUAUGACAUUCCUCAUUCAAACCCUGUUGUGUAUCCUGACCUGUGGCUUAAGCCAUUGAUAGUUGUUUUUGUUGCCUUUAGUGUGCUGCCUCCAUGACAUGAACAGAGUGGUUUGAUCCUUCACUGAGAUCAGGUCUCUGUUCUGGGUUAUCUCUUCAAGGAGUAACACAGCAUAUACAGCUAUGACAGGAACCUUGUGCCUUCCAGAAAGGUUUGGAGAAUCAAGUUCUUUGUAACGUGGUGGUUAAAAAUUACCAGCUGUUUUAUUUAUUAGCAGCUUGUUAAACUACUUGAGAAACUUGGAUUUAUAUGUACUUCAUUAGAAAUACCAUUUUGAAGAGGUCUUUUGUCAUGUGACUGCCUUCAGCAUUCUGUGAUGGGAUUUGAGAUUGCUUAUUUCUCCUUGGGGCUCAGCCUAUCGUGGUGUAGCCAUUCUAGUUAAAAUGAAUGAUGAUUCACUUAAAAGCGUACUUAAUUUUUAGAAAGUUGAAUUCCUAAGGGGAGGGAUUUUCUACUUUCAAAUAAUCGGUUGAACCAUGUUAUUUUCAGAGUUGUGAAAGUGCCUGAAAGUGACAAAUACCAGAGUCUUUAUACUGUUGGCCAUUUAAUUUUGUAACUCUCCACUGCUGUUUAUCUUCUGUGUCAUAAAUGAAAUAACGAAAAUAGUUUUUUUUUUCUUGACUAUGAAGCUUUUUUGUUGAAUAUUUGGCUUGAUAUUUAGGACAAUGCAGCAAAUCAGACUGUUUAGAAGACCGUGAGUUUUUUAACAUUUAGUUGAUGUAGUAAUUUGAUGUCCCCUGUAAAUACAAAAAUCCAACUAAUUUCAGUAUAAAUGGUUUUUUAGAAAAGGCAUUUAAUUUAUUUAUACCUAUUAUAUAAGGUUUUAAAAUUAUAAUUCUACUUUUAUCCAUUUCAAAGGUAUUUCUUUGUAAGUAAAUUGUAUUACAGGAUUAAUUUUCCUGCUAUGAUUUCUUACAACAAUUAAAAUAAUCCUGAUUUUGUUUAGAAUUUGUUUACAAUUAGUUUUAUACUUCGCUUCUAAUCAAAUGCAUAUUAAAAUAUUUGCGUGUCUUUGUUUACAUACAAACCCAGAAAUUAAUUUUUUUUUGAGGUAUGAAGUUUACAAAAGUGGUCCUUGUUAAAUAAAAUUGUAUAUUAUAUAUUGUUACUACUGAUUUUCCAUUGCUGUUAGAAACCAAAUUAGAUACUUUGCAACAGUAGCACAGAUAAUUUCCACACUGUAUUUUGUAAUAUCACUGCAGACCUUGUUCUAUUCAAAUAUUAUGCCUUAAUUUCUCUUGCAAGUUUUAUAAUUUUCUUUUUUCUCCCUCCUUUUUUCCUUUCCUUUUUUCCCUUUAUUCUUUUUUUUACUUUCCUUUUUCACCUUUUCUCCCUUUAUUUUAACCCCUUUUCUACCCUUUUCCCUUUCUUUGUUGGUAGUCAAGUGCAUUGUGUUUAGUAAGAAGCUUCUUAUAUAUUUCUUAAAUAUAUUUCUUGCAUAUUUCUUAAAGUAUGAUUGAUGUCCUCUAGAAUCAACAGUAUUGUGAGUAAAAUGGUAGCAAAAUAUUGCAGUGUAAAUUUGAUUAUAAACUAAAACCUUCAUUAAAUACAGCUGGGAAAAUUACAGCAUGCGUUGACUAAAUGAUGGCAGUGACCUGAGUAAAUUUCAUCUGACUGUAAUCAGUUAUCCCCAGCAACAACAUUUCUUUUAUUUUUUAGCAAGUGGAGAAUGUAAAUCAGAAUAUAUAUAUCCAAUUCAAAAGGUAAUUUAACUGUCUCAGAAUAUAUGUGUGUGUUGUCUUCAGUUAAUUUCAUUUGGCUCUUUGGUGAACUUGUGAUUUGUUUGAGUACAGAGAAAUAAAAGCAGGUAAUGAGAGAAAGACAGUUGGCAAAACCUA
Chroicocephalus ridibundus (black-headed gull) is the source of this 3013-nucleotide messenger RNA. RefSeq names its product caspase activity and apoptosis inhibitor 1 (gene CAAP1). Bases 47 to 1033 code for a protein of 328 amino acids. NCBI's taxonomy places the organism in Eukaryota, Metazoa, Chordata, Aves, Charadriiformes, Laridae. The transcript has 7 exons. The record is from RefSeq and is a predicted model, not a curated record.